Molecule: messenger RNA, 4091 nt
Organism: Leucoraja erinaceus (little skate)
Lineage: Eukaryota; Metazoa; Chordata; Chondrichthyes; Rajiformes; Rajidae
Exons: 1
Coding region: 3030-4091 (353 amino acids)
Biological process (GO): DNA integration
Molecular function (GO): nucleic acid binding
Source: RefSeq, a predicted model, not a curated record
CGGGCCGAUUCAAACCCCCUUGUGAGGAAAGAGUUAACAGGCAUGGUUGAUUUAGACUAGGGAUAGAAAAAUAACUUAGAAAGAAAUAAGGCAGAAACCAGACUGCUAGUAGAUUAGAAAGUAACGAUAUAAGAACAGAGAGAAAUUCUAGAUAAAAAGUAGCAGUAGAAAGACUUCAGCAGGAUAUAGUAAAGAAAUUAGAACGAAGGGGAAAGGGACACGAAGUCACGCUCAACUACGCAUGCUUGAUGAGAUCACAUGAAUAUGUACACACACCCACUAUGACAAGAUGCCUAAUUUAAAUGCACAUGCGAUGCAUGAUAGGGGAGGUGUCUUUGACGUUAGGUGGGCGUUCCCAGACGUUCUCGUGGGAAACAGGGCUUUAUGUUAUGAUUGGAAGAAGCUCAAUGGGGAGGGAUGAGAAUGUGAUAAUAAUGAAAUGAAAUGUAUAAAGAUAAAAAGCAUCUCCAUCUUCGGUGUGCCUCUAGGGGACAUCAGAGGAGAGGCACCUAUUCUGCAGAAUAUGAAAUUAAUAAAAACACUUCUUUGUCUGAAUUUGUCUCAAGAGCAUUUGUGAUUUUUGAAUCUCACAACUUGGGGGCUCGUUCCGAGAUCCAAUACUCUAGACAGCUGACGGGAGUAGACGGACGAAGGGACGGUGCACCCUGCUGAGUUCAGCGGUCUCAGACUCCUGACACAGAGAUACAGACAGAGAGAGAGAGCCAGACAGCUUUACUCAGAGAGUGGUAGCUGUGUGGAAUGAGCUUCCAGUGAAGGUGGUGGAGGCAGGUUCGAUAUAUGGUUAUAUGGUAUACCCUUAGAAAGUAUUUGCUGAUGUGGACAAUUUGUUGGUUUGUUCCACAAGUGAAGAGAGAGAAAUACUUCAGAAUAUAAGACAGCAGAUGAUGACCUUGGGAAAGGCAGGAUAUAGUUCAGACUAGAUUGGAAAUUUUGAAAUUGUAUGGUGAAAUGGAAAAAGUACAUGUCAAAGAAGUUAAAUUAAAAUGCAGACCAAGCAGCUGAAACAGCAUCUGGAAAGAGAUGUCCAGGGUAAGUCUGAAUCGAUUUAGGUAUGAGCACUGUAGUGUCGUUUAUGCUGAAUAAGGUAAUUAAGAGGUUUGGUAAACCCACAGAAAUCAGCUUUGACAACGGAUUGUUUUCAUUUGAUGAAAAGAAUAAAUGGAACAUUGAAGGUUAAAAUAAAUAAGAUUUGUGUAAUGCUCUGCCAUUGGCACUGAAGAAAUGUUGCAUGCAAACUAACCAGCAGGUGACACAAUGGAGAAGUUCCUGCAAGGGACCGAGUUUGGAACAGUUACAGAUAGAAUUUAAAAAGUAUAUGAAACAGUUAAUAAUGAUAUACAAGUCUAUUUAUGAACAGGUAAAGUAAAAGCUGUCGGAGAUGGACCAGGAGGAAGGACCCUUUAAACCUGAAGACAAGGUGUAUGUAUUUAUUCGGCCAAAUUUUAGAGCAUGUAUUGGAGGAUUUCCCAGGUCACGGGGAAACGCAACUAUUACAGUAUGUGGAUGACCUCCUUUUGUCAGGAGCAAGAGAAAUGGAAGUGAGGGAUGCCACAAUAAGCCUGUUAAACUUCUUGGGAAGGAAGGGGUUAAGAGUGUCCCGUAACAAGCUUCAAUUUGUGAAACAAGAGGUAAAAUAUCUGGGACAUUUGAUAAGUGGAGGAAAGAGACGAAUAAACCCCGAAAGGAUAGCUGGGAUCACGAGAGUACCACUACCAAAGAAUAAGAAAGAGAUCCGAAAAUUCCUGGGAUUGAUAGGAUACUGUCGACUGUGGAUAGAUGAUUACUCCAGACAAGUAAAAUUCCUGUAUGAUAAAUUGGGAGAAGAAAAAGACAAAGUUCAGUGGACUCCAGAACAGGAGGUGAAAUUUGGGAAAUUAAAGAACAGUUUGAUUACUGCUCCCGUGUUGGCUCUGCCCUCAGUAGAACAACCUUUCCACCUGUUUGUAAAUUCAGACAAGGGGGUGGCACUAGGGGUACUCACCCAGAAAAGAGGGGGAAAUCGACAGCCAGUGGCCUUCCUCUCAAAAAUAUUAGAUCCAGUCUGAAGGGGAUGGCCGGGAUGCAUACAAGCGGUAGCAGCUACCGCAAUAUUGGUGGAAGAGAGUAGGAAAUUAACCUUUGGAGGCACUCUGGUUGUUUCUACACCACACACAGUAAGAACCAUACUCACUCAGAAAUCCAACAGAUGGUUAACAGACUCCAGACUUUUAAAGUAUGAGGCCAUCCUGAUGGAAAAAGACGAUUUGAUGAUAAUUACGGAUAAGAACCUUAACCCGUCCCAAUUCCUGUAUCCAGCAGAGAAACAGGGUGACAAGGAAGAGGGCCCAGUACACUGCUGUAGUGAAAUAAUAGAUUUACAGACAAAAAGUAGAGAAGACUUAGAAGAGCAACCUCUGGCUGAGGGCAGCCGGUGGUUCAUAGAUGGAUCCUCCAGGUGCAUAGAUGGAAAAAGACAUAGUGGGUACGGUAUAGUGAACGGGGAAACUAUGGAGGAAAUUGAAAGUGGCAGGCUGCCUGGUAGUUGGUCAGCUCAAUCUUGUGAAUUAUAUGCAUUAAUGAGAGCUUUGGAAUUAUUGGAGGGGAAGGAAGGAACAGUAUAUACCGAUUCAAAAUACACUUUUGAAGUAGUACACACCUUUGGGAAGAUCUGGAAAGAGCGAGGAAUGAUAACAACUCGAGGUAAAGAACUAGCACAUGAGCAAUUGAUAGGACAGACACUGGAAGCAUUGCAAAAACCAGAACAAAUAGCCAUAGCACAUGUGGCAGGGCAUCAGAAGGGUAACACCCUGGAGGCCAGAGGAAAUAGGGCAGUGGAUGAGGUUGCAAAAAGAGCAGCCACAGAACAGAUGGUAGAAAUGAAGUCACUACUACCGUUAAGGGAACCAGAGGAAAAGAUACCUAUCUUUAGUGAGAAAGAACAGGAAAACAUGAAAGAAAUGGGGGCUCAGCGUACUUCAAAUGGGAAAUGAUGGACACCAAAUGGAAAGCAGCUAUUGAACAAAGAAAUAAUGAGGGAGUUAUUAGGGAGAUUACAUGGACAAAGCCAUUGGGGAACACAAGCCCUCUGUGACACCCUCCUCAGAACCUACGCUUGCUGUGGGAUGUUUACCAUGGCCAAACAGGUCAUAAGGGGCUGUGUAAUAUGUCAGCGAAUUAAUAAGAAAAUCAUGAGAGCAGUCCCAGGAGGAGGACAACCAUUAGCAGUUAGGCCCUUCCAAAGAAUACAGAUAGAUUUUACCGAGCUGCCCCGGGUACGAACAUGGAAGUACCUGUUAGUGGUAGUGGACCAUUUCACCAGAUGGGUAGAGGCAUUCCCCACGGCAACUGCCACCGCACAGGCGGUAGCCAAGAUAUUAUUAGAACAAAUUAUACCCAGAUAUGGGAUUGUGGAAACAAUAGACUCAGAUAGAGGGACCCAUUUUGCCUCAAAAACACAUGAAAUGAUAUGUGAAGCACUGGGAAUAGAAUGGAAAUUGCAUACACCAUGGCAUCCCCAGAGCUCAGGAAAGGUGGAAAGAAUGAAUGGCACUUUAAAGACCCAAAUUACCAAGUUGAUAGAAGAAACGAGACUCCCCUGGACUAAGUGCCUCCCGAUAGCCCUGUUGAGAAUCCGAACGGCACCUCGAAAAGACAUAGGGAUAUCACCAUAUGAAAUGUUAUUCGGGCUCCCAUACUUAGGGAAGAUAGAAGGAGUCCCAACAAUACAAGGGAACGAUGUGUUCCUGAGGAACUAUUUACUGGCAGUGCCCCAAUCUCUUGCAGAACUAAAAAUUAAAGGAUUGCUGGCCCAGAGCCCACCACUGGACUUUCCAAUUCACUCAGUCAAGGCUGGAGACUGGGUAUUAAUAAAAACGUGGAAAGAAGAAAUGCUGCAACCUAAGUGGACUGGACCCUACUUGGUAUUACUUAUCACGGAGACAGCAGUACGAACAAAAGAGAAAGGGUGGACACACGCAAGUCGAGUUAAGGGUCCUGUGGAGGCCCCACCAGACGAUAUCAGCCCGUGGACUGUGCGCAAAGGAGAAGAACCAUUGACUUUAAUAUUUACCAAGAACCCGCAGGAAAAAUGA